Messenger RNA from Branchiostoma floridae (Florida lancelet), 2399 nucleotides. Its product is annotated as corepressor interacting with RBPJ 1-like. The coding region runs from base 85 to 1962 and encodes 625 amino acids. The record is from RefSeq and is a predicted model, not a curated record. Gene Ontology annotation, biological process: negative regulation of DNA-templated transcription. Gene Ontology annotation, cellular component: nucleus. NCBI's taxonomy places the organism in Eukaryota, Metazoa, Chordata, Leptocardii, Amphioxiformes, Branchiostomatidae. The transcript is spliced from 11 exons. Gene Ontology annotation, molecular function: transcription corepressor activity.
CAGACGUACUAGUACUUGCCUUCUCCACGCUUAUUGUGAGCCGUAAAUUGCCUUUUAGAAGACACCAAAGAACGAUAUUACAAGAUGGGGAAGUCCUUCGCAAAUUUCAUGUGCAAGAAAGACUUCCAUCCAGCCUCAAAGGCGAACAUCAAACGGGUAUGGAUGGCCCAGCAGAAAGUAGAACAUGAGAAAGAGAAGCAAGAUGAGUUAGCCUCCCAGUACCACAAGGAACAGGAGAUGUUUGAACACAGGGGUCUGCUGGCGGAAGAUAAGCAGAAACAUGAGCUUAGCUUCAUGUACGUGGCACCAUCUGGAGCAGAGAAAGACAAAAAAGAAGAAGGGGAGGAAGAGGUAAAGUUUGAAUGGCAGAGGAAUGCUCCCAGACAGGCGUACGCCAAGAACGACCCAAACAUCAGAGAUCAGCCGUUCGGCAUCCCGGUGCGGAAUGUUCGGUGCAUCAAGUGUCACAAAUGGGGACACGUCAACACAGACAGGGAGUGCCCACUGUUCAACAUGUCUGGACUGGCCAGCUCCAAAUCAGACGACCCCGACCAACCGACGGUUUCGACCUCUGACCUGUUGGUCGGGAUGCGUAGCGAGGGUCUGAUGCUGAAGGACUCUGUCUGGGGCAGGAAGAACGACCCCAAGGCUGCCAAUCAGCAAAUGGUAGUCAGUGAUGAAGAGGAAGACCCUGAGGUGGAGUUUCUGAAGUCUCUCACCACCAAGCAGAAGAAAAAGCUACUCAAGAAACUGGAUAAGCUUGAGAAGAAGGAAAAACAGCAGAAAGCAGGGAAGAAGCAGAAGAAGAAAGACAAGAAGAAACACAAGAAGAGACGUAAGGAGUCCUCAUCUUCAGACAGCAGCUCUGAGUCAGACAGUGAGGAGGAACGGAAGAAAAAGAAACACAAGAAGGCGAAGAGGAAACACAGGAAGAGAAAGGAAGAAAGUUCAAGCCGUGACAGUAGUAGUAGUAGUGCGAGCAGUUCAGAUAGUGACUCGGAGGAGGACAGUGGAAAGAAACGUAGACAUAAACGGAAGAAGUCAAAAGACGACUCCCAGGUCAAAAAGAGAAGGGUAGAUGAUCAUGAGGGGCAGGGUUUGGCUGGGAGGCCAGUAAAAGUCGAGAAACAUGACUAUGACAGCAGCGCAAGGAAUAGACAUGUUGACAGUAAAGAUAGCGCGAACAACAGCAGAAGGUCAGGGAAGUACGAGGAAGGUCAUGAUCAUGGGAGGGAUCACAGGGCAGACAGAGAUGGCUAUUCCAGGGACAGGUAUGCUAGGGAUGGAGAUGACAAACACAGCUAUGACAGAAUGGGUAGAGAGGACCGGAAAGACAGUAAUGGGAGGGAAAGCAAAGAAAGACGUUUCAAGUAUGAAAGCGAUGCAGAUGACAAACACAGCUAUGACAGAAUGGACAGGGAAGACAGGAAAGACAGUAGGGGGAGGGGUGAGAGGGAGGGCAAAGAAAGACCUGACAAAUACGAUAGGAAUGGAGAUGACAAACACAGUUAUGACAGAAUGGACAGGGACGACAGGAAAGACAGUAAUGGGAGGGAAGGCAAAGAAAGACGUGUGAAGUAUGAAAGGGAUGGAAAUGACAAACACAGAGUGGAUAGCUGGGAAGACAGGAAAGACAGUAGGGGGAGGGGUGAGAGGGAGGGCAAAGAAAGACAGGACAAGUAUGAAAGGGAUGACCACAGAGGGAACAGCAAGGGCGGGCACAGCAGUAGGGAUGAACAGCACAGUAAGGACAGAGACAGCAGGGGUGGGAGGGACAGCAGAGGGCAUGGCAGCAAGGAAAGACAGGACAGCAGUAGAGGUGACCAGGUCAGAAAGGAAAGGAGUGACGACAGGUCCAAGGAUAGGGACAGGUCCUCUGGUAGUCAUGGCAACCACAGGGAUCAUAGGUCGCAUGACAAGCAUCGGUCACAUGAUCAUGACAACAGAAGGGAUAGGCGAUGAUCGCACACCUGUCUGGUACACAUAUGUAGCACUGAGGACACCUAGCAGGAUAUCAAUGUACUGCAGGGUAACUACAGAAGAGAUGUAUCCAUGUUUGGACCAAACAGGUCGUGCUUAAUGUAAAAUUUUGGUGAGGAAAUGACCAAAAGAUGUUUUCAGCUUGAUUUAGCUGUUGUGUGCUUUUGGGUGAUAGUACAGCCAUGAUGGGACCAUCAGAUUUGGUGUCGAUCAACUUGUAGAUUUUACAAAUCUGACCUUAACAUAAUUGUCAAUAUCUUAAGCACCUCAUACUCUUGAUACAUCUAUAGUUAUGUCAGAAUACCUUGUUCAGUGAACCACAAGAAAAGGAAGAUGUGAUAGUCCUAUAUUCAACCUGUACAUAAAAAUUGCUUUUUAAACUUUGCAUGCCCUUUUUUGUGAAUCUUGUACCGUGUUUU